Molecule: messenger RNA, 2908 nt
Organism: Colossoma macropomum (tambaqui)
Lineage: Eukaryota; Metazoa; Chordata; Actinopteri; Characiformes; Serrasalmidae
Gene: lrfn5b
Product: leucine rich repeat and fibronectin type III domain containing 5b
Exons: 3
Coding region: 513-2900 (795 amino acids)
Molecular function (GO): protein binding
Source: RefSeq, a predicted model, not a curated record
AAGUGGAAGCCCUACGGAUGGGACACCUGCUCCAUCCUCCUCGCCUGACACCACUGGAGGCCAUAUUUGGGGCGGGUGAGCGGUGGAGUGAUGUAGGGGCAGACAUGUGCGUGCUGGGAUGAAGCGAGCGCCGGCGUUCCCUGAGAGAGAAACAGACAGGCGAGCAGCUGCAGCGGCGCGGACUGAGUUGAGGGCUUUCUGAAGGCGCCUUCUUCUCAGUGGGAUUGCUUAGAGGGCUCCUUUCGCUUGUUCUCUUCUCUUCGCUUCUCCUCUCCUCUGCUCUCCUGCAGCCAUGGGCAUCUUGAAGGACGUGCGCGCACGCGGAACGCAUCGGCGUUUUCUUUGACCAUCAUCGCCCCUCUUUAUCUAUCUGGGUCAUCCGAAAGGGGCUUCGAGCAGGUGGAUGGACUGGGCGAAAAAUGCAGUGACUCGCGAGGAGGGAAACGAAGGCUUUUCGGCGUGAAGCAAGGCUCAUCUCUCCCCAAGGUGUGUUAUCACAACAGUGAAUCCAGAUGGAGACUCUAUUUGUUUACUUGGUGGUCAUUAUCAUGGCAGUAAAAGCCCAGAAGAUCCAAAUAUGUCCCAAACGUUGCAUUUGUCAGGUGCUGUCUCCUAACCUGGCCACAUUAUGUGAUAAAAAGGGGCUGCUUUUUGUGCCCCCGAACAUUGACAGACACACCGUUGAACUGCGGCUAGGUGACAAUUUUAUAACAAACAUCAAACGGAGGGACUUUGCCAACAUGACCAAGCUUGUAGACCUAACUCUCUCCAGGAACACCAUUGGCUCUGUUGCACCCCAUGCUUUCAACGACCUGGAGAACCUGCGUGCCCUGCACUUGGACAGUAAUCGUCUUACACGCAUCACGAACGACACUUUUAGCGGCAUGUCUAAGCUCCACCAUCUCAUUCUGAACAACAACCAGCUCACUUACAUCCACAUAGGAGCCUUUAAUGACCUCUUGGCCCUUGAAGAGCUUGACCUCUCCUACAACAAUCUCGAGAGUGUUCCAUGGGUGGCCAUCCAGCGCAUGAUCAACCUCCACACUUUAAGCCUGGACCAUAACAUGAUUGAUUAUAUUCCAGAGGGGACGUUUUCAGGACUUUUGAAGCUCAAGCGGCUAGAUGUCACCUCCAACAAGCUACAGAAGCUUCCACCUGAUCCAGUCUUCCAACGAGCAGGUGUUUUGGUCACCUCGGGCAUUUUUGGCCCAACGUCCUUUGCGCUGAGUUUCGGAGGGAACCCACUGCGCUGUAAUUGCGAGUUGCUGUGGUUGAGGAGAUUGCGGCGCGAGGAUGACCUGGAAACUUGCGCAGCUCCCCAGCACCUUUCUGGACGCUACUUCUGGACCGUGUCUGAGGAGGAGUUCCUGUGUGAGCCUCCCCUCAUUACACGUCAUUCACAAGAGACCAGGGCACUGGAGGGCCAGCACGUUACCCUGCGCUGCAAAGCUCGUGGUGAUCCAGAUCCUGUCAUUCACUGGAUUGCCCCUGAUGGUAGGCUAGUGUCCAACUCAAGCAGGACAGUGGUCCACAGUGAUGGGACGCUAGAUAUCCUAAUCAGCACCGUGAAGGAUUCAGGUUCGUUCACCUGUGUGGCAUCCAACCCAUCUGGAGAGGCUCAGCAGACUGUUGAGUUGCUUAUUACCAAACUACCACAUUUCACAAAUGACACAAGCCUGGUACAGGAGCCUGACCCUGGCUCCUCAGACAUUGCUACGUCCACCAGGAUGGGUGGAGAUGGCAGCCCUGCUAUUGCAAACACCAAAGCUGGACAAGAAAAGCGGGUGCUGAUCUCUGAAAUCACAUCCUCCUCGGCCCUGGUGAAGUUCAGCCUUCAGCGGAAUAUCCCAGGGAUUCGGAUGUUCCAAAUCCAGUACAAUGGAACCUAUGAUGACUCUCUGGUGUACAGAAUGAUCCCUCCAACCAGUAAAACCAUCCUGGUCAACAACUUAGCAGCCGGGACAUUGUAUGACCUCUGCGUGCUAGCAAUUUAUGAUGACGCAAUCACCACUCUCACGGCUACGCGGGUGGUGGGGUGUGUUCACUUCUCCACGGAGCCCCAGUACCUUCGUUGCCACUUCAUGCAGUCCCAGUUCCUCGGAGGCACGAUCGUCGUCAUCAUCGGGGGUGUCAUCGUGGCCUCUGUCUUGUCUUUCAUCAUUUUCCUCAUCGUGCGCUACCGGGUUUGCAACCAGGAGGGAGUGGACAAGGGAGUGGAGCUGGGAGACAUGCACUCUCAGUCCAGGAGUGAGCAGUUGCAAGGCUGUGGGAUCAUCAAGUCCAUGUCCAAGCAGGUUCUGGGCUCAGAGAGGGACUCCUGCCGAAAGGUAUCGCCCCAAAUGGAGGCAGCUCCUUCUCCAGCACCAGCCGCAGCUCCCCCUCCUGUGCCUCGGCCGCCACCCAAACCCAGCCUUCCUGACUGCACUGUGACUACCUCUGCCGCCAGCCAUAGCUGGCAUCCUGCCUCGCCCAACACCCGACGACCAGCGCACACCACCACCCCAAAACCCGGCAUGCCGCAUAAGCAGGACGCACAGGUCAGCAUGGAGCUUGACAACAGCAACAAAAACAACUCGACCAAGACCCGUCCUAAAUCCGCCCAAAUCCGGGCCUACUCCACCAUGGUGACCCCGGCUUCCAGGAGAGCACAGCUAGAAUCCUUGCACAACUACAUGACUGUUCCGGUGGGGUGCGCGAGAGUGAGCCGCAGGCACUCUCUGAAUGUAGACUCCUGUAAACAGCCGAGUUACAUGACUUACCAGCAGCAGACCGGCAGCCUGCGGUCCAAACGCAGCCUGUCCAUGAGUGGCGGAGAUCUGCCCCAGCUGGACACUUCAGGCAGACUCCACGGGAAGGACUCUCUGUCCAGGUCAGAGUGGGUUCUAGAAAGCACACUAUAAUGAUGAUU